Molecule: messenger RNA, 405 nt
Organism: Lottia gigantea (owl limpet)
Lineage: Eukaryota; Metazoa; Mollusca; Gastropoda; Lottiidae
Exons: 2
Coding region: 1-405 (134 amino acids)
Source: RefSeq, a predicted model, not a curated record
AUGACCAAAUAUGGCAUAUACGAGGUUACAAGCGGUCACCCAAGAUAUAACACAGGUCAAUAUACUAUAAGAGGAGUUCCUGAAAGUUAUGCAGUGUUAGGUGAAAAUUAUAGAUUACAAUGUAAUGUUACAGAUUCACCUUCUGGAGUAGAGUUCCGUAGAAACAAUGUUGCUGUAUGUAAUAUGAUAAACUGUGAGAGUAGUUCAACAGAUAAUAGAUAUAAAUGUGGAUGUAUAAAUGAUAACAACAAAACACUAUAUCUCAAUAUAAGUAAUAUAAAUAAACAAGAUGAUACAACAUGGUCUUGUAGGGGUAAUUCUGGUGGACAGGGAUCAGCUACUGUACCAGUUUAUUGUAAGUUUGAUUUAUCUCCUAACUAUUUAUUGCCUUAUUUCUUUAACUAA